UUCAUGUUGCUAAUGCUAGCUCAUUACUCUCCUAAAUUAGCCCAACCGUUGAACCCACCCAUCCCCGCGUUUACUCUCUCUCUCUCUCUCUCUCUCCUCUCUCUCCCUGCAAUCCAACUCCCCCAUUCCAUUCCAUUCACCCCCUUCUCCCCAUUUCUCAGAACCCGGGAGAGAAUGGGAGAGAAACACUAACACAACCCCUUUGCCUUUAUUCCAUUCAACAAACACAUUCUUUUUUUUUUCUCUCUCUCUCUUCCCCUCUUAUGGGGUCACAUCAAAACGACCCCCAUUUCUGAGUUUUCUUUUCUCAAACACCAAAAACCCUAAUUUUCUUCAUUCUUACCUCAACAACUACAAAUCAACCAUUUUUAAUCACACCCAUUUCAAUUCAAACGGAUCCUUUCAUUAUUAUUGAAAAUUCCCCUUUGGAUUUUCAACCAAGGGGUAGAUGUGGAGAAAACCCCCUUUUCUAACUUCAAACCCUAAUAAUCCAUACACGAAUCGAAUCUCUUCGAUUAUUGUUCCAUGGAUUCAACAUUUUCACCUUUCGGAUUUUUGAUUUUCGGUAUUUUUCUUAGCUGGUACGCUUUUCUUGUUCAAUCUCAGAUACAAGAUGGUAAAGGUUUUCAAUCACCACCACCACCUGCAUUUCUAAUGUCACCUCCACCACCUCCUCCGCCACCACCGCCUCCUCCUCCGCCAAUAUCAUCACCACCACCGCCUCCUCAGGCUUCAGAUUCUCCUCCCCCGCCUCCAUCGCCGCCGCAAAGUCCUCCCCAAAAUCAUGUAAAAAACCAUAAACCCAACACGAUAAGAUCGCCGCCGCACCCUCGCCGCCGACACCAUGUUCAUUUACCGCCUCCCCCGCCGCCACACCGGAUGAAUGCUGGUAAAAAGGUGGGGCUUUUGUUUUUGGGCAUUGCGGCAAUUAUGCAGGUUGGUAUUGUUGGGUUCUUGGUUAUCAAAAGAAGACAACUUUUGAAGACCAAUGACAGAUACGAGAAUUGUUCUUGAAAAAAAUUUCUUACUUUUUCUUUCUUAUUGAUUCUAAUUCUUUUUUUUUUUUAAAGAGAAAUUAAUGGGUUGAAAUUCUUUGUUGGAGGAGAAAAUGGGGGUUAGUAGGGGGAAUGUAUUAAUUUGUGAAGUUAUCAUUGGAACCACAAACGUUGUUUACUCUUUUGUAUAUUGGUUAUUGUUAGUUUACGUUUCCCUUUCAUGUUUUAUGUUACCCCUUUUUUUCCCUUAGUUACAUUAUCAUUACAUUGGGUUAUUAUUGGGUUAUAAUGAAAAACAAAAGAAACCCUUUUGUUGUACUUUGUUUUUUUGUUGUUGUGCUCUAACAUGUUUGAUGUACAAUGAUGAUGUUGUUAGGAAUAUUUGAUGGAUUAACAAUUUGUAAUCAUACUCAUAGUACUUUUUGUUGUUGUUUAUAUUCUCCCAAUUGAUGUCAA
Molecule: messenger RNA, 1451 nt
Organism: Cicer arietinum (chickpea)
Lineage: Eukaryota; Viridiplantae; Streptophyta; Magnoliopsida; Fabales; Fabaceae
Source: RefSeq, a predicted model, not a curated record